Messenger RNA from Syzygium oleosum, 1311 nucleotides. RefSeq lists its product as uncharacterized. The record is from RefSeq and is a predicted model, not a curated record. NCBI's taxonomy places the organism in Eukaryota, Viridiplantae, Streptophyta, Magnoliopsida, Myrtales, Myrtaceae. Bases 540 to 968 code for a protein of 142 amino acids. The transcript is spliced from 2 exons.
GAUCUUCCAUUGUCCUCUCUCUCUCUCUAGACUUCCCAGCUAUAGUUUCCUUCUUUUUGUUCUUUCUUGAUCUCGCCACUUUCGGGUUGGGGAUGGAUCUCUUCCAGUUUCAGCUUUGAUGAUGGAGUGAGUACCCAAACAAUGAGGGUGGCAUUGUGAUCUUCCACAAGGUUAAGCCAAUUGCCUCCAAAGUUUCCACCAUUGUAGAUCAGAGAAGGGCACUGAGAGUCCUAUGAAAUUAAGGGUUGUUCAGCAGUAGAACGACUGUAUGAUUUUACUUUCUUGGAAAAUGAAAACUCUUUUCUUUUGCUUUGAAUUUGGUUUUGCUUCUGGCGAUGAUCUCCCAAUUCGGGUCUGUCGGGCAAUUUGCAUUCGGUGUUCUGCUUCUUAGCUCCUCACCCCCCCACUUGCUCAAUUCUUGAAAUUCUACAGAUUUUCAGUUCCUCCUCCAGUGUUUUUUUUCUCUUCUUUUCUUAUGCAGAAGUAAUAUGGGUUGACACAAGUUUUUGAUUAGCAGAGCGGUGACAUUUGGCUUUUUGAUGAGGUUUUUGUUUUGCAAAUUACAUUGUCCUUUCAUCUGCUUCUGCAAACCUGCCCCUCACAUCUACACACCCGGACCACCAAAAUUGAAAAAUUCCCCUCAUGUCCCUCCUUCCACAGUUGUCUCUGUCCCUGAUGCUUCUCAUCAGUUGUCUACUCAGACCAAUGAGGUCAAAGACGAUGGCAUAGUUGAGCUUGAGAAGCAACAGCAGCAGCAGCAACACCAACAACACGAAGUUGUUAAUUGUGUCAAGAGUAGUCUCAAGAAGGCAACUUUGGAGACCAAAGAGACGAGGAAAAAGCAAGUCCAAUGGAUGGAUUUCGUGGGGAAAGAACUUGCUGAGGUCAGAGAAUUUGAGUCAAGUGAAAUAUACGACAACUACAAAGAUGCAGAUACAAAUAGAGGCUGCCUCUGCAUCAUUCUUUGAUCAGACUGGAGGGAUGAAAGAACAGUUUGCGCUUCUCGUCUCCACAUUGAGUCCACCUGCAUUGGUAAACUAAACAGUUCUCUGCAUCAGUAUCGAAUUCCUGACUGAGUACCUCCAUCAAUUGCAGCAUCUCGAGCUCCGGAUUCGACACUUCCAUUAUGAGAAAUCAGUCUCACAGAUCUAGGCACUUGAUCCGCGAAAGUUCAUCUAAAGUAUCAUUUAAAGCCAAUUAAAAGACACACAAGGAAUUCAUACCAAAGAAGUUCACUUUUCCUUGAUCUGAGAAGCUGACAAUGUUCCCUCGUUUCGCCACUGUCAGUUACAUGUUACGUUUUCAAGAUUA